AUGUCUUAUGUUACAACAGAACUUAUUUCAGAAAACCAAGAAGAACCCAAUACUUUUCAAGAAGCAGAAGAACUUGAAGUAGACACUGAAUUGAUUUCUGAAGAGUUAUUAUUGACUAGUUUAUCAGAAAGCUCAUUUGAAGACGACAUGGAAGAAGAACUUCUGAUAGAUGAAACAUUAUCACCACUUGAAAAAAUAUCUUUAUAUGUAAGAACUCUAGUUUUAUCAGCAUUCCCUAAACCUGAAUUUGAAAGAUAUUUCAUCCCUAUUUUGAAAAAUUUUUCAACAGAUAAUGUUGUUAAUGUUAGAAUUACAUUAGUAAGACUAAUUAGAGAUUUAUGUCGAAUAGAACAAUAUUAUCAGGAUCCAAUGAGCAAAUCACAAAUCAUUGAUAUGAUUAAACAACUUGCAGAAGAUCCUGAUUUUGAUAUAUAA
Messenger RNA from Entrophospora sp. SA101, 435 nucleotides. The record is from the annotation of a GenBank genome assembly. Lineage: Eukaryota; Fungi; Glomeromycota; Glomeromycetes; Entrophosporales; Entrophosporaceae.